Messenger RNA from Cheilinus undulatus (humphead wrasse), 2891 nucleotides. Its product is annotated as SPRY domain-containing SOCS box protein 4-like. The coding region runs from base 944 to 1780 and encodes 278 amino acids. Lineage: Eukaryota; Metazoa; Chordata; Actinopteri; Labriformes; Labridae. Gene Ontology annotation, biological process: intracellular signal transduction; proteasome-mediated ubiquitin-dependent protein catabolic process. Gene Ontology annotation, cellular component: SCF ubiquitin ligase complex. Gene Ontology annotation, molecular function: protein binding. The transcript is spliced from 5 exons. The record is from RefSeq and is a predicted model, not a curated record.
GUGAUGGGAAAACGUGCUCAUAGUCAAUGUAACUUGACACCAGUCACCUUUUCUUGAUCCCGAGGCUGCAGCCAAUCAGCGGCAGUCAGGGACACAUGAACGGUGUUAAUGUCCACGGAACAAGCUGCAGGCAGGAGGAACAAAGAAAGCCGCCCGUUGCGUGCAAAACAUCCUUUCUCUUCGUUUACACGGACAAAUGUCGACUCAGUAGAUGCUGGUUUUGCCUCCCUUUUGAACACUUUCCUUCAAUUACUGAAUGUCACUCGGUGUCUCAAGCUAUUCUCGGCGCGUUUGCUGAGGAAAGAGGGAACUUGGCGUCGUGUCGGGUCGCCUUUGGAGAGACCUCUUUUUUUUUUUUUGCCUUGGAUACGCUGUUUGGGAAGGAAACGCACGGAAGUAACCAGAGACUGAUUGUGGGACCUUUACCCUGUUGACUCUUCAGAGAUGCACUCUUUUCCAGACCCCUGCUCUCAGAUGGAUUAAGAGCAGCUGUUUUCCUGCCUAAGCUGGGAACUGAGGACAGGCUGUUUCCCCCUCAAUCUUUGCGUCACAAGCAGGAACUCAUCGACUCACCCGCACACACACAGACUUUUUUUUUGGUCUCUGCCCUGUCCCACACUCGUCUGGCUGUUGACUGCACACUGACCUCAUUUGGGACUCCAGACUGAGGAGCAAGCGUUCCCACUCUUGGACUUGGCUGCUGUGAUAGUGUGUUCACAUUGCUGUGUGAGAGCCGCCUGGCUGUUGGGAAAAAUGCUUUCACGGAGUGUGGCUCCUCCUGGUUGAAGACAGCAAGCGUGUCCAACAGCAUCUUACUGCCAAGGGUCCAUCGUGUCGCCACUGCGCCCAUGAGGUAACCUCAGGACCUCCAGCCCCCUCAUUACCACCCUUGGUCCAUCCAUCUCCCUCCCCUCUGUCCCUUUCUCCCUCGGACCCUCCCACAAUGGGCCAGAAGAUCUCUGGCAGUAUCAAAUCUGUGGAUGUACGCGGGGAGCCCUCGUAUCGUCCAGUCCGCCGUGAACUUCGAGGGCCUGAUUUCUGUCGGCCACCCAGGCUGGAUUUACUGCUGGACAUGCCCUCAGCCAGCUCUGAGACCCAGCUCCGCCAUGCCUGGAACCCCGACGACCGCUCACUAAAUGUCUUUGUUAAGGAGGAUGACAAACUGACCUUUCACCGGCAUCCAGUGGCUCAGAGCACAGACUGUAUCCGAGGGAGGGUGGGCUACACCAGGGGCCUCCAUGUCUGGAGGAUUCACUGGCCAGCCAGACAGCGAGGCACCCACGCUGUGGUGGGCGUGGGCACUGCUGAAGCACCAUUACACUCAGUGGGCUACACGGCACUGGUUGGCUCGGACUCUGAGUCGUGGGGCUGGGACCUGGGUCGAAACAGACUUUAUCAUGAUGGAAAGAAUCGCCCAGUUUCCACAUCAGCACCCACAUACCCCAGUUUCCUGGAGCCGGAUGAGUCGUUUGUGCUCCCGGACUCUCUGACAGUUAUACUUGACAUGGACGAGGGAACUUUGAGCUUUAUGGUAGACGGACAAUAUCUGGGAGUAGCUUUUAGAGGGCUGAAAGGAAAGAGGCUGUAUCCCAUCGUCAGUGCCGUGUGGGGGCACUGUGAAGUAUCGAUUCGCUACGUCAACGGCCUAGAUCCGGAGCCCCUCCCUCUCAUGGACCUGUGCAGACGAGUAGCUCGACUGGCUCUGGGUAGAGAGCGCAUCCAUCACAUUGACACACUCCCGCUGCCGCAGACUCUCAAGAACUACCUCCAGUAUCAGUGACCCCUCUCUCACAAUCACACACAGAGGGGAAUAAUCUGAAGUCCACGCGUUUUUACGAAGACCAGCCUCCAACCUGAACUUUAUCCCAGCUCCUGGAGGAUAAGGACGAUGACACUGACUACAGGGAGGUGUUGGAGACUGUGCUGCAGAGGCGUUUUGUUUACAACAUUUGGGGUUUUUCCAUUUGGGUGUUUUUUAACUUCCAUAUUUUUGUUUUUUGUUGUUGCUGACUGCUGUCUUUCUCCUGGACGGAUGGGUGAAGGAGCUGAUGAAUGAAAUGAAAGAUUAGAAUACUACAAACCAGUUUCCUGCUAAUCACAUGUAUUCGAGUCUUAUUCAUGUCAGUUUGAAAGGCCUUAUAUUCUGUGAUUUACCCUCACAGCUUUUCUGCACAGUCUCUUUAGAAGCCUCUUGGCAAGCAUAUUGGUAUUUAUAUUUAUAUUCCCAACACAGCAGGCUCUGUGGAGACACAACAAUCCCUCCAAGCCACGAGACAGAGAUGGAGAAAGAGGUAGCAUGAGAGAGAGGGGGAAAGUCCACACGCAGGUCUAUUUUAGUGAGUGUUUACACAGCGCUGCACACAUGGAUUACAUAUAUACAGUGUGUGUUUGUCAGGAGUGUACAGAAACAAGCCUCGACUGUGUGAAGUCAGAGCACAGCUCACUGACAAGCUGGCAGUAACAACCUACAGGCUAAAAAACACAACAACACUGGUCUGAUCUGAUUCAAGCCUCCAUCAUGCUCCAUGCCAUCACGCUCGUAGAGAUUUAUCAAAGCUGAAGCCAUGUCUCUGACUGCUAAUGUGCCUGCACCAGGAAAAAAAAGCACAUGGCACUUCUGUCAUAUCAGGAGACUCCCCCAGACCCCCACCCUGAAAGUUUUAAAUGCUGCUUUUCUAUCUUUUUCCUCCACCGUCUUACCUUCAUGUGAGUUUUUAUCUCUGAUUUACUUUUAAACAUGAUGGUCUUAGGAGAUUUUUUUAUGUUCUUUUUUUUCUCCUAUGGGUUUUGAGAUUUGUCUGUGGGACGGGAUGUCUCACAGGUACAGGUGGGAGAAUGUGCUGCCAUGAGUCUUUUAAAUGUGAACAAGAAUAAACUCAGCUGAACUCGCA